CCGCGCGCCCCUGUCAGUCGAGUUCGGUUAUCGCGGAGUGCGCGCGUCUCGUCUGGUGCGCACGCGCAGUGCGCUUUGAUAUGGUCCCGUUUACAACGCCCGGAGAGAGCUUGCGUUUCGUACGAGCUGUCGCACUCUCACCAUGACACAAGAAGAAAUAUACACGCGUCUGGACGACGACCUCCACUCCGCGGCUGAACAUGCCGCCGAUGACGAGGAUCUUGUCAUUAGGAGACAGAAAAGUGUCAAAGAAAUGAUCUUACGCUUCGAAAAGACAAGUUUAAGUGCCUUCGAUCCUACGAACGAUUCUCUUGAAAGGUCAAAGGACUCAUCGCUUGGAAGCUUAACAAGUGUAGUGAACCCUCUCCAAAUGCAUUUCCAACAUCUGUGCCCAGUAACUAGAUCUCAGGAUAGGAACUCAAAUGUGUCAGUGAAUUCCAUACUAUCGAACGCUUCGGAGAAUAGCUAUGAAUCAAGUUCUUCUGGUUUUGUUUCCGAUAGAAAAUCAGGUCGAGAGAGUUUAGUUCCUCAUCGACCAGCGCCCCCGCCUCCUGAGCCUUUCAAUGAUAGCUGCUCGUCAUCGGAAAGCAAGUCGCCCGUACGUCGGGAGAGUCGGGAAGUAGAGCGACGAUACUCCUCUGCAACACCAAAUUCCUCACCUAUCGUGAAACGACGAUCACGACAACCACCAGUUAUGAGGAAGAAGUCAAAUGCUAGUAGCAUACUUUUAGGUGAAGCGCAUUGGUCCUAUGGUGUGCGACAAAGUGAUUUAGAAAAGUUAUUAGGUUUGAAAAGAUCAGAGGUGUCUGAUCAUGAGGACGACCGCAAAAGUAUUAGUGUUGAGUCAGAGAACGAAAGCAGCAGUGGUAGCUCUAGUGAUUCUAAUGAUAGUGAAAAAUCUAAUAAAUGUAAUGAAUACAUAGUUCAAGAUGACGACGGUAGAACAGAUACUUUAUCUACAGACCAUUCAACGGAUACCCUGAUAAACGAAGAAAACAGUGACGAACAGGACGAUUUGUCGGUAACUUCGGGUGAAUCUGGUGAACGUAGUAAUUAUGACAAUGUUAGUAUUAAGUCAAUAUCGUCAUUUGACAUGGUGCCCUAUCAGAAAUACGAUAGCAUUACUGUUUCCUCGGACGAAUUCGGUUCAGAACUGUGUAGUGCUCCUGAUACUGAGUUUUUAACCGUGAGUGCUGUGAAUGAGUGGUGUAUGUCAAGAUCGGUGGCUCCGACACUAUUACCUGUGCAAUCCAAAAAGGAAAAAUAUCGAAGGCGACUGACCGAACGAGUGAACGAGUUGAUACACACCGAGAGCGUUUACGUCGAGAGGCUACGGCACGUGAUAGAGAACUACAUUCCAGAGAUGGACAGGGAGGAUCUGCCCUCAACCCUGGCCGGCGCUAAGGGCAUCAUCUUUGCAAACAUUGAGGACGUCUACAGGUUUCACUCCAAAGAAUUCCUGCCAGCGUUACGAGAGUGCGAAAAUGAUCUUAGGAAAUUGGGCCAAUGCUUUAGGAUAUAUGAACCAAGGUUUAAUAUGUACGUAAUGUACUCUAGGCAUAAUAAGAGAGCCACGAGACUGGUAUAUGAACACAAGCUGUUCUUCCAAGAGAAGCAAAUGGAACUAGGCGAAAGAUUAGAUCUCUCAAGUUACAUAUUAGAACCAAUACAAAGGAUUCCGAGGUAUAAAUUGUUCCUGGUCGAUCUAGUUAAAACUUACACUAAUUACGAGAACGAGAGGUGUGAGUCGGAUUCUCGGAUCUCUAAGUUAAGUGUGGACAGCGAUGAGACUGGGGGAAGCAACGGGGACUCGGACAGCGAUGAAACGCCACUAGAAAGUUUGAAGCAAGCAAAAAUUGUGGUGGAACGCAUACUGACUGCGGUCGAUGAGAUUGUGGUAUUAGAAAACAUCACAGACUUGCCGCCGCAACUGAGCCUGCUGUGCCAGGGUCGUCUGCUCGUCCAGAACGAGUUUUGGGCCAUGGAUACGGCUCGGAGAAGGCGGACGCUCAUGAGGCUGUUCCUCUUUGACAAACUGGUGCUCAUCACGGCGGUAUACAAGAAGGUAUGUUUUUACAGUCCAUUAUAA
Molecule: messenger RNA, 2089 nt
Organism: Ostrinia furnacalis (Asian corn borer)
Lineage: Eukaryota; Metazoa; Arthropoda; Insecta; Lepidoptera; Crambidae
Exons: 5
Coding region: 143-2089 (648 amino acids)
Cellular component (GO): cytoplasm
Molecular function (GO): guanyl-nucleotide exchange factor activity
Source: RefSeq, a predicted model, not a curated record